AUGCUUUCCCCGGGUGGGCGUGGCCAUCCCUGCCCCGCCCCCGCCGGGACCACCAGUCAACGAGGGCCGAGGGGGCGGUGCCGCGGCCGAGAGGCGGAGUCACGGAUCCCGCGGGGGUGGAGCCAGCCGUCCCCGGGAGACGGCCGCGAAGCUAAUUUUGCUGCACGUGGGAGUCUCCGUUAUUUUCCAGCAUCUGAGCUCGGCGCGAUGAGAGAGCGGCUCCAGCGGCCGAGAGGGGGCCCGGGGACGCACGCCUCUGCCGAGUGGGGAGGGGCCGGCCGCGCGCGCCACUUCCCACCUCGCCGGGAACGGCGCCCGCGCGGGGCGGUCAGCAGGCGGGGCCGCGGCGCUGCGCCUGCGCGGCGGGAAGCCUCGGGGGAUGUCCUUUCUCCCGAGCUCCCCCCGCGCCUCGGGGCGCCCAGGCGGGCGCCCACGUGGCCCCAGGGGCUGCGAGACCCAGCGCUGGACUCACCGCUGCCUCUGGUACUGAACAUUGGUAAAAAACUGUAUGAGGGUAAAACAAAAGAAGUCUAUGAAUUGUUAGAUAGUCCAGGAAAAGUCCUCCUGCAGUCCAAGGACCAGAUUACAGCAGGAAAUGCAGCUAGAAGGAAUCACCUGGAAGGAAAAGCUGCAAUCUCAAAUAAAAUCACCAGCUGGAUCUUUCAGUUGUUGCAGGAAGCAGGCAUCAAAACUGCUUUCACCAGAAAAUGUGGGGAAACAGCUUUUAUUGCACCCCAAUGUGAAAUGAUUCCAAUUGAAUGGGUUUGUCGAAGAAUAGCAACUGGUUCUUUUCUCAAAAGAAAUCCUGGUGUCAAGGAAGGAUAUAAGUUUUACCCACCUAAAGUGGAGAUGUUUUUCAAGGAUGAUGCCAAUAAUGACCCACAGUGGUCGGAGGAGCAGCUCAUUGCUGCAAAAUUCUGUUUUGCUGGACUUGAUAUAGGCCAAACCGAAGUGGAUAUCAUGAGUCAUGCUACACAGGCUAUUUUUGAAAUACUGGAGAAAUCCUGGUUGCCCCAGAACUGUACACUGGUUGACAUGAAGAUUGAAUUCGGUGUUGAUGUAACCACCAAAGAAAUUGUUCUUGCUGAUGUGAUUGAUAAUGAUUCCUGGAGACUCUGGCCAUCAGGAGAUCGAAGCCAACAGAAAGACAAACAGUCUUACCGGGAUCUCAAAGAAGUAACCCCUGAAGGGCUGCAGAUGGUAAAGAAAAACUUUGAGUGGGUUGCAGAGAGAGUAGAGUUGCUUUUGAAAUCAGAAAGCCAGUGCAGGGUUGUGGUACUGAUGGGCUCUACUUCUGAUCUCAGUCACUGUGAAAAAAUCAAAAAGGCCUGUGGAAAUUUUGGCAUUCCGUGUGAACUACGGGUAACAUCUGCCCACAAAGGACCAGAUGAAACUCUGAGGAUUAAAGCUGAGUAUGAAGGGGAUGGCAUUCCUACUGUGUUUGUGGCAGUGGCGGGCAGAAGCAAUGGUUUGGGACCAGUGAUGUCUGGGAACACUGCAUAUCCAGUUAUCAGCUGUCCCCCUAUUACACCAGACUGGGGAGCUCAGGAUGUGUGGUCCUCUCUUCGACUACCCAGUGGUCUUGGCUGUUCAACUAUACUUUCUCCAGAAGGAUCAGCUCAGUUUGCUGCCCAGAUAUUUGGAUUAAACAACCAUUUGAUAUGGGGCAAACUGCGAGCAAGCAUUUUGAACACAUGGAUUUCCUUGAAGCAAGCUGACAAAAAAAUCAGACAAAGUAAUUUAUAAGAAAGAACAUCAUUGCAUUUUUUAGGGGAAAAAAACUACAAAAAAUUUCUAGUUUAGCUGCAGGGAAAAAAUCAAGCCAGAUGAAAAGAUGAUUUUAGAUCUGAGAAAAAUAAAAUGUAUUAGUGAAUAAAUGCUUUUCUGAAUUCA
Carlito syrichta (Philippine tarsier) is the source of this 1893-nucleotide messenger RNA. It is a transcript of the gene PAICS, whose product is annotated as phosphoribosylaminoimidazole carboxylase and phosphoribosylaminoimidazolesuccinocarboxamide synthase. The record is from RefSeq and is a predicted model, not a curated record. The transcript has 11 exons. The coding region runs from base 1 to 1746 and encodes 581 amino acids. Lineage: Eukaryota; Metazoa; Chordata; Mammalia; Primates; Tarsiidae. Gene Ontology annotation, biological process: 'de novo' IMP biosynthetic process. Gene Ontology annotation, molecular function: phosphoribosylaminoimidazolesuccinocarboxamide synthase activity.